AUGGCAACACAGAGCAAAGGAGCGUCCAGACCACCCCCUCCUCAGCGUCCAGGCCACCCCCUCCUCAGCGUCCAGACCACCCCCUCCUCAGCGUCCAGAGCACGCCUCUCCUCAGCAUCCAGGUCACCCCCUCCUCAGCAUCCAGGUCACCCCCUCCUCAGCGUCCAGACCACGCCCCUCCUCAGCAUCCAGACCACGCCCCUCCUCAAGGCUCAGACCACGCCCCUCCUCAAGGCUCAGACCAUGCCCUUCCUCAAGGCUAAGACCGCGCCCCUCCUCAGCAUCCAGACCACCCCCUCCUCAGCGUCCAGACCACCCCCUCCUCAGCGUCCAGGCCACCCCCUCCUCAGCGUCCAGACCACCCCCUCCUCAGCGUCCAGACUACCCCCUCCUCAGCGUCCAGAGCACGCCUCUCCUCAGCGUCCAGACCACCCCCUCCUCAGCAUCCAGACCACCCCCUCCUCAGCAUCCAGGUCACCCCCUCCUCAGCGUCCAGACCACCCCCUCCUCAGCAUCCAGACCACGCCCCUCCUCAAGGCUCAGACCACGCCCCUCCUCAAGGCUAAGACCGCGCCCCUCCUCAGCAUCCAGACCACACCCCUCCCCAGCAUCCAGACCACCCCCUCCUCAGCAUCCAGACCACCCCCUCCUCAGCGUCCAGACCACCCCCUCCUCAGCGUCCAGGCCACCCCCUCCUCAGCGUCCAGACCACCCCCUCCUCAGCGUCCAGACCACCCCCUCCUCAGCGUCCAGACCACCCCCUCCUCAGCGUCCAGACCACCCCCUCCUCAGCGUCCAGACCACCCCCUCCUCAGCGUCCAGAGCAUGCCUCUCCUCAGCGUCCAGGCCACGCCUCUCCUCAGCAUCCAGACCACCCCCUCCUCAGCGUCCAGACCACCCCCUCCUCAGCGUCCAGACCACCCCCUCCUCAGCGUCCAGGCCACCCCCUCCUCAGCGUCCAGACCACCCCCUCCUCAGCGUCCAGGCCACGCCUCUCCUCAGCAUCCAGACCACCCCCUCCUCAGCGUCCAGAGCACGCCUCUCCUCAGCAUCCAGGUCACCCCCUCCUCAGCAUCCAGGUCACCCCCUCCUCAGCGUCCAGACCACCCCCUCCUCAGCAUCCAGACCACGCCCCUCCUCAAGGCUCAGACCACGCCCCUCCUCAAGGCUCAGACCAUGCCCUUCCUCAAGGCUAAGACCACCCCCUCCUCAGCAUCCAGACCACCCCCUCCUCAGCGUCCAGACCACCCCCUCCUCAGCGUCCAGAGCACGCCUCUCCUCAGCGUCCAGCGUCCAGACCACCCCCUCCUCAGCAUCCAGACCACGCCCCUCCUCAAGGCUCAGACCACGCCCCUCCUCAAGGCUAAGACCGCGCCCCUCCUCAGCAUCCAGACCACACCCCUCCCCAGCAUCCAGACCACCCCCUCCUCAGCAUCCAGACCACCCCCUCCUCAGCGACCAGACCACCCCCUCCUCAGCGUCCAGGCCACCCCCUCCUCAGCGUCCAGACCACCCCCUCCUCAGCGUCCAGACCACCCCCUCCUCAGCGUCCAGGCUCAGACCACGCCCCUCCUCAAGGCUCAGACCAUGCCCUUCCUCAAGGCUAAGACCGCGCCCCUCCUCAGCAUCCAGACCAUGCCCCUCCUCAAGGCUAAGACCACACCCCUCCCCAGCAUCCCAGCUCCUGAGUCCAGCCGACCAGAGACAUUAGCCCCAAACCUGACCACGCUAGGGAACCAGUGA
Molecule: messenger RNA, 1743 nt
Organism: Lepus europaeus (European hare)
Lineage: Eukaryota; Metazoa; Chordata; Mammalia; Lagomorpha; Leporidae
Exons: 5
Coding region: 1-1743 (580 amino acids)
Source: RefSeq, a predicted model, not a curated record